Molecule: messenger RNA, 1320 nt
Organism: Xiphias gladius (swordfish)
Lineage: Eukaryota; Metazoa; Chordata; Actinopteri; Istiophoriformes; Xiphiidae
Gene: ndnl2
Product: necdin-like 2
Exons: 11
Coding region: 144-947 (267 amino acids)
Cellular component (GO): nucleus
Source: RefSeq, a predicted model, not a curated record
UUUCAACAAAACAAAACAAAACAAAACAGUCCGGCGCGUGAAUCCACGUCAUCAUCAGGCGACUUAAACUGCAGUAGCGGGAAUUUGGCGGUGCAGAAACGAGCGACGGAGGAGUUUCUGGUCAGUCAAAGUAGCUUGUCGCCAUGACGCAGAGAAAGAAGCUGCCCACCACGCAAAGCUCCUCUCAGACCAGAAGACAACCUGGCGCCUUAGUGGCUCAGGAAGAGGAUGAUGACCUAACCCUCACUCAGCCAAGUACGUCACAGGUCCAGAGAGGGCUGGAGAAGCUCACACCUGCACAGGUCGACCGAAAGACAGCUGAGGUGGUGCAGUACUUCUUGGUGAAGGACCAAAAGAAGAUUCCCAUACGCCGAGCAGACCUUGUGAGAAACGUGGUAAAAGAGUACAGGAACAUCUACCCUGAAAUCAUGAAGAGGGCAGUGCGUACUUUUGACCAGGUAUUUGGCCUUAAACUGGUUGAAAUUGACACCAAAAAUCACAUGUACAUACUUGUCAAUAAGUUGGAGACAGUUGAUGGAGCCUCACAGAUCAUCCCUCCCAAUCCAAAGAUGGGUCUGCUGUUUGUCAUCCUGAGUGUUAUUUUCAUGAAGGGAGGUGUUGUCAGAGAAAACCUCAUCUGGAACACUCUCAAGAAACUCCGUGUUGACCCCAGAGAAAAACAUGACGAGUUUGGCGACGUGAAGAGGGUGGUCACAGACGAGUUUGUGCGUCAAAGGUACCUGGAGUAUGUGCGAAUCCCUCACACAGAGCCAGCUGAGCAUGAAUUUCGCUGGGGCCAACGUGCUGACGUGGAAGUGUCAAAAGCCAAAAUCCUCGAGUUCAUGGGUCAACUUCAUGAACAGGACCCUCAGGGCUGGAGUCAGCAGUACAGAGAAGCCCACUCCGUCCCCAGCUCAACCCAGGCCAGCACCAGCAGCCAGAGAUGACUGUCCUAGUAUUACAGAUUCUUCUGCCUUUAUUUAUUCUGGCUGGUGAUGAAGGAAAGGAGCCGCUGACAGAUGCUGUAUCAGUGCUGCGUUUACUUUCGACUUUGUGUCACUAACAGUAUAUCUGUCUACACAGUACGAAACCUUAUAAAACUAAUUCUGGUUCUGUUAGACAUUAUACAUAUUUGUAUGUUCAUACUUUGUACAGACGUCAGUAUUUGGUCUUUGAGCCAUAAAUUCUUAAUGUGUCUUUUAAGGAAGUUGAUAACAUUUAAUAUCACACAGACAAUGCAUCAGGUAUCCAUUUUCAUUUUAUUGCCAGGACUUUAAGGUAACAGCUACUUGUUCAAAUUCAGAAAAUAAAAUCUUUUUU